AUGGCGAGGAAAUGCUCCGCCCAAGGGCUGAAGGAAAGCAAACAAGCGCAAUUCCUCCCUGUGAGCCAGGCAUAUCUGAAGGAGCAAUCAAAGCGUCAGGACCAAGCCGAGGAAAUCUGUCCAGAGGUCUUUCCUAAUGAAGGAUGGAAACCCGAGGAAGACGUCGAGUUAAUACCCUUGGAUCCUGACCAGCCAGACAAAAAAGUGCGGAUCAGCUCGCGCCUAAGCCCAGACGAGAAGGUGGAGCUUACCACCUUCCUCAAGAACAACAAAGAUAUGUUCCCAUGGUCGUCGUCAAACAUGCCUGCAGAAGAGACGCAACUUCGCACCCGAGCGACUGCCGGCUUCAUCAAAGAGGUCUCCUACUCAGAGUGGCUUGCCAACAUUGUUUUGGUGGCAAAACAAGAGAAGGGAAAGUGGAGAGUCUGCAUCGAUUACACAGACCUCAACAAAGCAUGCCCAAAGGACAACUUCCAAUUGCCGAUAAUCGACCAACUCAUGGAUUCCACUUCUGGCAAUCAGCUGCUCAACUUCAUGGACGCUUAUUCCGGCUAUAACCAAAUCUUGAUGCACGAGAGAGGGACCUACUACUAG
This is a messenger RNA of Prunus armeniaca (apricot), 594 nucleotides long. NCBI's taxonomy places the organism in Eukaryota, Viridiplantae, Streptophyta, Magnoliopsida, Rosales, Rosaceae. The record is from the annotation of a GenBank genome assembly.